Electrophorus electricus (electric eel) is the source of this 3864-nucleotide messenger RNA. RefSeq lists its product as uncharacterized. Lineage: Eukaryota; Metazoa; Chordata; Actinopteri; Gymnotiformes; Gymnotidae. The record is from RefSeq and is a predicted model, not a curated record.
ACAAAAAAAAAAAAAAAAGCAGUGAGUUGUUACUGAGGCAUUGAGGAGGCAGAUUACCACCAUGGAGCAUCUGCUGAUACUCUCCAUGCUUCUGGCUUUGCUGCACCCAAUCACAGGCAAUGUGUAUGUAAACUCUUCCUCAAAUGAAGGCAAUACCCAAAUUUCUGCUCCACAACCAACCAACCAGACGCAGUUGAGUUUGGGGUCUUCUCAUCUCAUAGGCCGGACAGAGGUGGCUUUCAAAAUUAAUGAUCAAGAAAUGGGCACAAGAGACAAAACAGUCAUGGACAAAUUUGUUGGAGCGGCUGAUCAAGAAGACGUUGUAUCAAGUGGGCAUUCAGAGGAACCAACCAUUAGUAAUAUGUGGAAAACACCACCACAGCCUUCAAGUACAGAUAUAAAAGUUAAACUUGCAGCCCAUUCAGUAUCUCCAUACACCAGAGACAUUGGGGUACUUACCCAAACUCCAUGGCCUGCAGCAGGGCCUAUUAACACAACACCCACACAGCAAGCUGGAGACCAGACCAAAAAUGAAAGCACUGAACUUUCAUUUACCUCUCAGGGCUCUGGCCGCAACCUGCUCCAUGGCAGACAUGUCACACCAGAAGCACUGUCAGAAGAACCAUUUAAUGAAAUCAUUGAAGAUGAUUGGUCAGAUUUGGCAACAUUAAUCCCCACUGGACGUGGUUUAUGGGAGUCGUCAACUGGCACUAUGGAAACGGACAGUGUGGAGCAUGCACAGUACAGGCCCCCAGCUCAAACUGUUUAUGACAUUCUGACCACUGGAUCCAGGGCUCAUACAAGCCCUACUGUAAGACUGGUGCUCCAGUCUAACCCUUCCACCAGUACGCUGGCCAAUAAGAAACAUGCAUUUGCAUCAGCUGGUUCCGAAUCGGUGACAGAUCGUGUGAGCUCCAAUCUGUCAAUCAGUGAGGCUGAUCUAGGAGUCGCUGAGGCAGGCAGCACCAUUUCAGCAGGCAAUCGACAGCACAGGACAUUUCCAGUAAGGGAAACCCCAGCUAGUUCAACUCCACAGCCAGGAAACGCAACACAACCGGCAAAGGCAGCAACAGCACCCAAUCAACAGCCAAAAGGGGCAGGGUCUCAAGGAACAGGCACCAGCACAGGCAUUCUGCAAAGACCAGGGACCACAGCAUUUAAGAGCUUGGCCCCUACAAGCACAUCAUUUCAACAGAACACAGCAGAUACAAGCACCCAAAGCACAACUCACUUGAAAGGACACAGAUACUUGACACCAUUGGACAAGGAUGUGAGAUUGGGUGUCAGCCACGGGAGCGUCCCUGUGGUUAAACAAGACCCAACCCCUACUGCUACCCACAUUCCUGGAGGCCCCUGUGCCACUGGCUUGGGUCCCUGUGCGAGCCCUGGUGAUCUGGAUGUGGUCACUGAGGUUGGCAUCUCAAAUGGGAGCAUGUUGGUGUGGGCAGACCUAAGCCGCACACUGUCGUUUGCCUGGGAGCUGCACGUUUUUGGCUCAGCCUCCCUCUUCCUGCUCCUGGCUGCUGGUGCCACCCUGGGCCUGGCCCUGGCUCCCAGCAUGUGCUGCCCUCACCGCGGCUUGCUGGCAUUCACCAAUGGCCUUCUGCUCCUCGCUGGUGCUGUGCGGGCUGCCUACUUCCUCCUCGACCCCUACGGUUCCCGACAGCUCCUGCCGCAGCCUGUCGCCACGGCACUGUGCACGCUGCCACUGCCCCUGCUGACCUGGGCCCAGGCUGCCAUGGCUGUGCUCGUGCUGAAGGGGGCUAAGGUGAAUCUACUACCCCCCUCGCUCCAGCGUCCACCCCUCCUGGUCGUGCUGGUGGUGCUCCAGUGCACCCUGUUGCUCGCAGCUGACCUGCUGUCUCCUGCGCUGUCGCCCUCUGUACCAAUCGUGCUGCAAAGCCUCACCUUGACUGCAGGGCUGGCCCUGUGCCUGGGCUACCUGUGUGUGGCCCUUCCGCGCCUGUCUAGCCCCCAGGCAGGGUGCACUGGGGACCAGGGUUUGUGCGGGCCAAAGCUGAGGGUGCUGGCACGCACAUUGGCUGUGUGCGCCCUCCUGGGGGUGCUGUGCUGCCUGCUGCAUGCCUAUACCUGCCUAUGGCUGUAUGGCCUGCUGGGUGACUGCCGGCGCUUCCGCUGGGCCUGGUGGCUGUGCCAGUUCUGGGCCCGGCUACUGGAACUCGCCUGGGCUUUUGGUCUAAUGCUGCUGGCCUCCUGGGUCUUCUGGAGGCCACGAAGGGGCCAGACGGGGAGGGCUACGGGACAGGGAGGUGCUGGUACAGGAGACCUCGCCUCACCCGGCCAAUCCUCCAGCUCCUCCCACACGCACACAUGCUGGGCAAAAAUAGUACAGAGUCUUAAGGGGCGGCCAAACAGGAAGACUGACAGCAAUGGCAUGGGAGGGGCCAGCGGUGGCAGUGGCAGCGGUAGUGUGGCUGGGGAGGUGCCCAACAACUGCAGCGGGCAGGACCGGCCAGGAGCUGACAUCAGCAAGAGCCUCAUACGAAACCGGGACACACCCAAAGAGAGCAACCGUGCUCGUAACCAGAGGAGCGUCGGCGAGGCCUCGGUGGGGUCACUGUUGAGGCUGCAGACGCUCAGCCGGCAGCAUCGGUGCUCGAGUAGCAGCGUGGACCGCGACAAGGAGUCGGCCGUCUCGCUGUACGACUUUGACCUGCGCCCUCCGUCCCCCAUCGACCUGAGCCGCAGCAUCGACGAAGCGCUGCACAGAGAGCACCUGCUGCAGGGAGGUGGCCUGUUCCACCCGCUCGGCACCUGGUCACCACCACGGUCACCACCACCCCAGCCCCCUGGGUCAUGGAUGCGCAGGAACAGCGAGCCCCAGGUCCCGCUGUCGGAAAGCAGCGGCGAGCGAUCGCCACUCACCGAGUCCUCCGCUGCCCUGGAACGCUCUAUCCCCAGUGCCGUGCCCAGUCGCCAGGUGACAGCGCCCCCUACACCCACCCACCAGGGCCCUCGCUGGGUAUCCGGAGCCCCUGUGCCUUCCUCCGUGUCCUGCCCUGUCUCCUUGCACCCCUCCCCCAGCACAGGACAAGCCCUUACCCCCAGCACGGAUGACACCAGGCCAUUCCUGACCCCUGAAAUGGACAGGGUGGGGUCACAGCUGGACAGUAGAGGGGGGCGGAGCUACCUGAAAGUCAAUUGCCAUGAUGACUCGGCCAGUGUGAGUAGUGACAUAAUCGACCUUUGAACUGGGUUAAACUUGGUCAAAGAGGAAAAACCCUGAUAACAAUCACCUCACAUUACCUAAAAGAAAAAGCUGUGAUGAAAGGAAAUUUUUAUGGUGACUGGUACAGCCACAGACUACAAGUCACAGAGACAUUGAAAAAUGGCUUAAUUUGGAUUUCAAUUGGAUUAUAGAAGUCAGAUUUACAAGCACAUAAAGUUAACUUGCAACAUGGGCUCCUCUGUGUGGCUCUCUGCAGUUUUAUAGGUGUUUGUGCACUAUGCCCUGUUCAUUCCUGGAGGCAAAGCUCAGCAAGCAAUGUGAAAGAUAAGUGCUGCACCACAGAUUUUGCAGCACAAAGGUUAUUUCAGAAGAUGAGAACAGCCGAGUCAUGGCUGUGUGGAUUUCUUAUUAUUUCUCUCCCCCAGACUGAGAAUAUUAAUUUGGAAUGUCUGAAAAUGAUGAAGGUAAGCUAUUUUAUGAAAAAUAUUUUUGGAAAGCUCAUCUGUUUUCAAUGUGUUUGGGCUUUUGAUUUUUUGAAACUAACAAACUCUGGAUAGGGAUUUAUGAAUAUAAGAGAGAUUUGUGCUAGGUUCUGCAAAAAAAAAUCUUUAACCCCAUACCUACCCAAAAGCUCUGUUUAUUCUUUCAUUUUAUUUUAUUUAUUUAACUUUUUU